Molecule: messenger RNA, 1929 nt
Organism: Sciurus carolinensis (gray squirrel)
Lineage: Eukaryota; Metazoa; Chordata; Mammalia; Rodentia; Sciuridae
Gene: Pglyrp4
Product: peptidoglycan recognition protein 4
Biological process (GO): peptidoglycan catabolic process
Molecular function (GO): N-acetylmuramoyl-L-alanine amidase activity; zinc ion binding
Source: RefSeq, a predicted model, not a curated record
GCCAGCUCUGAGCCUCAGACCUCUGUCCUGUCUUUUGUUAGGGAUCCCAGGCUUUCCUCUUCUCUCUGGGAAGUCAGAGCCUGAGUGGGUCACUUCCAGGGAAGGAGCGCCCUCUAGUGCUGGGGAGAGCGAAGGCUGGAGGAGGCGGCACCAGUUGGAAGAGAGGACAGCGUCUGAGGCCGAGUCUGAAGGAGAGGGAGCUGCCAGCCAAUGAGGAGCGAGUGGACUGCACCCUGACCUGCUGGGCCAGGACAGCACCGGUCCACAGGGCCACUGCUUUCCUUAAGGGCUGCUAAACCCAGUGUCCCAAUUAGUGUCCUGGCACAUGUAAGGAUGCUGCUCUGGCUUCACAUCUUCUCUGUUUUGGGUCUCCAAUCCUGUGCUGUUUCCUCCUGGGACAAAACACAAACAAAACAGGUGUCAGAGGGUCUGCAGUAUUUGUUUGGCAACAUCUCUCAGUUCAUUGAAAAAGGCAAACUAGGUUUUGAUGAUGUCUUCACCAUGGUGUCUCGCAAGGAAUGGGGGGUAGAAGCUGUUGGCUGCAGCUCUCAACUGACCAUGCCCGUGGAUGUCCUUGUCACACAUCAUGUCCCUGGGCUAGAGUGCCAUGACCAGGCCGUUUGCAGUCAGAGGCUGCGGGAAUUGCAGGCCCAUCAUGUCCACAACAACAGUUGGUGUGACGUGGCCUACAACUUCCUGAUUGGGGAUGACGGCAGGGUGUAUGAAGGUGUUGGUUGGAAAGUCCAAGGCUCGCACACCCAAGGCUACAACAACAUUUCCCUGGGCGUCGCCUUCUUUGGCACCAAGGAAGGCCACAGCCCCAGCCCUGCUGCCCUGUCAGCCAUGAAAGACCUAAUCUCCUAUGCUGUGCAGAGGGGACACCUGUCAUCUGGAUACAUCCAGCCACUUCUUGUGAAAGGCGAGAACUGCUUGGCUCCUCUGCCAAAGGCAAGUCUGAAGGAAGCUUGCCCCAGCAUUGUCCCUCGGUCUGCUUGGGAGGCCAGGGAGACCUACUGUCCCAAGAUGACCCUUCCUGCAAAGUACGUCGUCAUCCUCCACACUGCUGGGAGGACCUGCAGUGUGUCUGAUGAGUGCCGCCUGCUAGUCCGAGACCUCCAGUCCCUCUUCAUGGACAGACACCAUGCAUGUGACAUUGGGUAUAACUUCCUUGUGGGCCAGGAUGGUGCUGUUUAUGAAGGGGUGGGCUGGAAUGUCCAAGGCUCCCAAAUCCCUGGCUACAAUGAUAUUGCCUUGGGCAUCUCAUAUGGCACCUUUACAGGUACUGCACCCAAAGCCUCUGCACUGGAAGUGGCCCAACACCUGAUCCAGUGUGCUGUGGUCAAAGGGUACCUGGCCCCCAACUACCUGCUGGUGGGCCACAGUGAUGUGGUCAACACUCUGUCUCCUGGGCAGGCUUUAUACAACAUCAUCAAGACCUGGCCUCACUUCAAACACUGAGGAAGGCCCCAGCUCCUGGGGCUGUUCAACCUACUGCUGGGUCUCUGUCCUCACCUCCACCCUGGGGAGGGGAGCAAUAUCUGUGUCCCCAUCCCCUACAAGUCCCACCUUGUCUCCCUUUCCCACUUUGGGGUGAUAAUGUCCUCUCCUACUACCAUCCUCCAGCAUCCUGUAAACCUGGACACUCACAGCCCUCUGAGUCUGGGCCCACUUCCUCUGUCUUCACCUUCCUCUCCCUGGGCACACCUGCUUAGCCUGUGAGAUGAUGGUCCCCAUCAGACUUCUCUUUCCCUUUGUACCUGUCCCCCUGCCUGGUGUGCCCUCCCCUGAGUCUGCCUGGCAACCUCCAGCCCUUGCCCAUCACACAGGCCUGGGUGCCCACUCCUUCUCUCAGCUCACACAUUGACUUGUACAGAUUUGGAUGCAGCUGUUAUUUAAGGGCUGUAAUUAUGCACAGCUGUAUUUGUUCUC